Ixodes scapularis (black-legged tick) is the source of this 2298-nucleotide messenger RNA. RefSeq lists its product as uncharacterized. The transcript is spliced from 4 exons. The record is from RefSeq and is a predicted model, not a curated record. Bases 181 to 969 code for a protein of 262 amino acids. Lineage: Eukaryota; Metazoa; Arthropoda; Arachnida; Ixodida; Ixodidae.
CAUUUUUGUUUUUUCAGUUUAUGCGUAGGUUUAUGUUCGUUCUUUGUUUGGCGUCCCAUCUGUUCCUCGAAAGAGUGCGGCCGGCCGCUUCUAUUUUUUAUACUUGUUUAUGGGAAGUUGCUCCUCAAGUGGAUUCAAGUUUCUUUCUCGCGAUAUGACCGUGGACUGCGCAAGACCCAUAUGACUUUCGACGGUCAGCCAAAAGGAAGCCAGCAGCUUGUCGGGGUCGGAGCGCUCGACAACGCACGGAAUAGGUUUCGCCAGCUGGGAAGGCAGACAGUCGCAUCUUGGAAAUCACAAGAGACAAGUCACAACGUCGUCAAGAUCGCCAUGCAAAUCUGCAUCGUCGUAGUGCUCGCCGUGUGCGGCAUUGCUGGCACGACUGCGCUCCUGCGCCGUUCGGAGCGCGCCAUUCAGCCCCUCUGCGAGAACGACGUGGGCCAGCAGCACCGGCUGGAUCGGCUCGUCGAGCGGAUUCGGGAGAAGCUCCGGGCGGACGAGCCGUUCCAUCUGCCGAGCCAGCUGGGGCCCAUGCGCCUCACGGACGGCGUCCUCUGGGGCCUGAGCAGCUUCGAGCUGCGCCACCCGCCCCAGCUGGUGUGCGGGGAUGACCACGCCAACAUGACCAUGCUCAUGGGGCUCAUCAAGCCUCACGUCCGCUACAGGUGGAGCUUUGUUCCGUUCCGCGGUGUCACGGGGCAGCUGAUAGCGCAUUCGGAGCGCGCCACGGUGGACGUCCUGCUGAGGACACCGCUGAGCCCGCCGGAUGCCAAGGCCAGGGUGGAGUCGCUGAAGGUCACCGAGCUGAGCCAGAUCUGGGUGAAGGUGCCCAGCGUGCCCGUGGUCAGCUGGAUAGCCUCGCAGAUCGGCAACCUGGGCACCAUGAUCAACCGGAACCAGCUCAAGAUGUUCCUCCAGGACAACCUCAGGAGGUCUAUCCAGAACACCCUGGACAAGGAACCACUCUGAGGGGGCUGCAGACGCGUCCUCCGACGUUAUCGACCUGCGGUGUUGUCUGCUAAGAUUUGAAGUAUAACACCGUGUCGUUGAGAUCUGAGGACCGGUGAAUACGUCGUCUGCAAUAUUACCGGAUCAACUCGGUCGUGGUACUGCCCAUAGACGCUUCUUCCAUGCGCAGUACCCCCUCUCCCGCAAAGGUUCAUUCAAAGUUCCACGGUUUCGGAGACCACAGUUAAGGUAACAGAAUACAUAGGUUCUAAAGCACGGCGUCUUGAUGGCACUUCGCUAUAGUAUCUCCAAAGAUGUCUUAAAGCACAGCCACUAGAUGGUGCUUCCACGGUGCGAUGGGUGAAGGCCGAAGUGGAGAGUUUGCUUCUUUGCAACAGUUCCAGAACCCAGUUGUCUAGUAACGUCGGUCAUCCAUCAUGUUGUCACUACCAGUUCCGAGGAUUUGUGCAGUUGCGGUCUUGACGUUGUCCGAUAGGAUCGACCCACGGUUUCGUCUGCUAGGAUUUGAAGUAUGAUGUUGUGUCGUCGAGAUGAGAUAGGAGUUCACUCUAUGUGAGGUGCAAUUGCUAAUCCGAAGUUUAUGUCGCACCCCUAAUUUUUAUCAAAUGUCGUCGAUAAUAUGUUGGUUCAGCUUGGCCUUUUUUUUCUAAUGCAUCAAUAUCUGCCAUUUUUUUAGUUUACACACGGUUUAUAGGGUGGGGUAUCUGUCAUCCCAAUUGACGUUUCAACUGUUUUUGGGAUGCAGUUUGGUGGUACCCAUUCUCUUUUUAGAUAUUUUUCUGUACUCGAGAUUGCUCGCAGCCAUUUUAUGGGCAGCGCUGUUAAGCCUGAUUCUUUGUGGACCAAAGAUGUCGCUGCAUCUUCUGCCUCACGAUGUAGCACAGUGGAGUCUCUGUGAAGCGACUUUGUAAUCGUUUUAUGCAUUUUCGUCUUCCUCAAUCAACCGGGCUAGGCACGACUGCGUGCAAUACUAUUCGGAAGGAACAAAUCUUUGUAUGUGGUGGGUCCAAUGAAAUACUCUUUCCCUUUUUAUACUUCAGCCACUGAGAUUGUAUAUUUUUCUAACUCCUUUUAUGAUGAGAUUAUCACGUUUGGAGUCUCUCCGACGCAGGCGUUGUUGUGUAACUGACGAACACAGCGUUCUAGUCCCGAUUGCCGGGGUACAAGGUCACAUGGUUUACCAUUUACGAUUCCUACGAUGGACUGUUAUCAUCCCGCAUGUGUUCCGCUGCGAUGAACAAACGCUCAGUAUUGCCGCAUACGAUUCACCAAACUACUUGCAUGGUACUUUUUUGUGGUAUCUAUCUUCGAAUAAACUUUAUGAACCAU